GUGCAAGUGGCUCGGCGAUCGGCAAGUUGGUCUGCGAACCAGACCAUUCACUACUAUAACAACUGUACCUAUCAUGAUGCCUUCAAGGGAUUCCAUAUCGCCUAACUCUCCGAGGACCUCAUUGAGCGCUAUACAAUCCAUGGACACGGCUCAUAUUUACUAAGAAUAGACUCUUAUUUUCGUACCCCAGUUCCCACCUGUACCUCCAGUUUCCCAACAUGCACGAAGCUACACUCUACGUCGCCGUCUUUGCUGCUCUCUAUAUCCUCUGGCACUAUACUAAACCAACUCGUCAUCCCCCUGGUCCUUUUCGUUGGCCAAUAGUUGGCAACGUCUUUGAUAUUCCGACCGAAACUCCCUGGCGCCAGUUUGCGGAAUGGGGGAAGCAAUACGGCGACGUCGUCUAUCUUCGUGUAUUUGGUCGCUCUAUCUUGAUACUCAACUCUUUGGAGGCGAUCACAGACUUGUAUGAACAGAAGUCAAGUAUAUAUUCGGAUAAAAGCCCGAGAGUCAUGGGUGAAUUGAGUGGCUUUGGUCGUGUCUUAGCAACGAGACUGAACGGGGAUGAUGUCAGGGAGACCAGGAAGCUUCUGAACACCGAGUUCGGGCCUCGCGCAGUCAAAAGGCACUCACAUAUACUGGAAGAGAAUGCUCGCCACCUUUGCCAAGCGAAUAUUGAGCACCCAGAAGCGUUUCGGAACAAUAUACGAAGAAUGGCCGUAGCAAAUAUCAUGCGGAUAGCGUAUGGCUAUAUCGUCGCUGAGGAGGUGGAAGCGGACGAGUUAGUUGUUCUAGCCACUCAAGUAAUGCGUGACGUCAGCACAGCACUAGCCCCCAACUCAUUCCUCGUCAAUUCACUUCCAUUCCUGAGGUAUAUACCAUCGUUCGUACCUGGUGCCUCCUUCCAGAAAACAGCUGCCAGAUCUCGGGAAACAUUCGAUCUUUUCUUAAGGAAACCUUUUGAGGUCGUCUUAAAACAAGUGAAAUCUGGAACUGCUCUUCCUUCACUGUUAUCCAACGCCCUCGAGGGAAAUGGUCUCGAGAACAGUUUGUCCGAUACUGCAUAUCUAAAUCGUCUGAAAGAUGCUGGAGCGGAAGUAUACGGUGCGGGAACUGACACGAACGUCAGCCUCAUCACUUCUUUUCACUUAGCAAUGGCACUCUACCCAGAUGCUCAACGACGAGCUCAAGAGGAGAUAUCAGCGGUCAUAGGGAUCGAGCGCCUGCCUAAGCUAUCAGAUCGCGAAUCCUUACCCUAUGUUUACGCUCUCGUUCAAGAAAUCUUCCGAUGGAACCCAUCUGUUCCUUCUGUGACUCGCGCCAUUUUAGUGCCUGACGUCUACCGUGGUUUCGAUAUUCCCGCUGGCACAGUGAUUGCUGCGAAUAUCUGGGCUGUCAUGCAAAACGAAAGCUGGUUCCCUGAUCCUCAAACGUUCAAACCGGAGCGACACUUGAAUCGGGACAAGGAGUCUCAAAUUCCCGAACCGACAAGUUUGGCUUUUGGUUUUGGCCGUAGAUCUUGUCCUGGUUCUUACCUUGCAUUCGAUACUGUGUGGAUCACUGUUGCAACGACUUUGGCCACAUGCACUAUUUCACCUGAGCUUGACGCGGAAGGAAGGGCUGUCCUUCCCGAGGUCAGAUACACGAGUGGAGCAUUCAGCCAUCCGUAUCCAUUCCGCUGCAGAAUUCACCACCGUUUUGAAGGAGUCUCUGAGCUACUAGAUUCCCAAUGAAUAUCACUUUUGGCGUCAAAACGGACCACACCUGUAAAUACCAAUCAGGGCAACCACCAAUUCUAAAUGUCAUGGAUUCGCUGCAACAAGUUGUUCCCAGGAGUAUCAAGCAUAGGAGAUGGUAUAACUAAAAGGAUGAUUAAACCGCAUGUACCCAAGUCAAAUAAGAAUCAAGAUCAAGUA
This is a messenger RNA of Desarmillaria tabescens, 1916 nucleotides long. Its product is annotated as cytochrome P450. The record is from RefSeq and is a predicted model, not a curated record. NCBI's taxonomy places the organism in Eukaryota, Fungi, Basidiomycota, Agaricomycetes, Agaricales, Physalacriaceae. Gene Ontology annotation, molecular function: oxidoreductase activity, acting on paired donors, with incorporation or reduction of molecular oxygen; heme binding; monooxygenase activity. The coding region runs from base 219 to 1733 and encodes 504 amino acids. The transcript has 11 exons.